This is a messenger RNA of Rhizoctonia solani, 1182 nucleotides long. RefSeq names its product Retrotransposon-derived protein PEG10. The transcript has a single exon. NCBI's taxonomy places the organism in Eukaryota, Fungi, Basidiomycota, Agaricomycetes, Cantharellales, Ceratobasidiaceae. The record is from RefSeq and is a predicted model, not a curated record. Bases 1 to 1182 code for a protein of 393 amino acids. Gene Ontology annotation, molecular function: nucleic acid binding; zinc ion binding.
AUGGAACCGGAGCCAUCCAUUGGCGCUCUCCUUGAGGCUAUCCAAGCCCUCACUACCCAAGUUGGGUCCCUCCAGGACCAAGUCAAAUCCCAAGGCAAGCAGAUCAUCCAACUUGUUGCCAUAUGCAAGGAAACCAACAACCUUGUUGGUGACAAAGACCAGGGCGGAGCCCAAACCAAGCCUGGCCCAUCAACUGGGCCUGUCACCCCUCCUACCCACUCAGGAGGGGAAACCCACACUCCAGGCACGGUUAGGCCUGGACUCAAGGCCCCUUUCUGCCCCUUGAGAGGAACAGGAUUCAACUCAGAAGAAGAGGAGGAACCCAGGCAAGUCCCCAAAAAGGAGCCUUGCAGAACGCCUAGGAGCCUAAGCUCCCUCACCCCCUUUGACGCAGGAUCCAGCACAAAGCGUCCCAAAAUGGAUCUCCCCAACCCUUACACAGGCAAGACCAGGGGUUGCAAAGCCACGCAAUGGCUGGAUUGCAUGCUACUCUGGGUUGCCCUACAUAGGGAUCAAUUUGACAAGGAAGAACAGAUGGUUGUAUGGGUCCUUUACCAUAUGGCAGAUAAAGCCGCAAACUGGGCACUCCCUAUCAUUGGGACUAUCAUCAAGGGGGAAGGCAACCCUCCUACCACCAUCCCGGCCUUAACAGCCAAAUUCAAGGAAGCGUUUGCCAACCCCAACGCCAAAAGGGCCGCUGCUAGAAAAAUAGCAGUACUCUCCCAAACCACCACCACCUCCAAGUACAUCACGGAGUUCUGCAAUCUUAUGGCGGAAUUAGACUGGAACAAGGAAGCCUACAUUGCACAAUUCACGCAAGGCCUCCACUGGAAAGUCAAAGAGCUGUUGUCAACAAAAGACAACAUCCCCAACAAUCUUGAAGCCAUUUUUGCAGCUUCAAUCAAAAUAGACAAUACUUGCUGCAAAAACAAGGAGAACCGCCCCAAAAAGGCACCCGCCAAGUCCCCGGCCUCUGUGGCCACUUCCACCACCACCACCAGGGUCUGUCUAUCAGAGGACCCCAAUUAUGUCACCCCGGAGGAAAGGGAUUGCUGCCGCGCAUCAGGGCUGUGCGUCAAAUGCGGCCAGAAGGGUCACGGCAUCAAACAAUGCCCCAAUGGCUGGAAAGCCACAAUCAAGGAAGCAGCCAAAGUUGGCCAAGAGGAGUUGGAAAAAGAAUAA